Molecule: messenger RNA, 1638 nt
Organism: Tripterygium wilfordii
Lineage: Eukaryota; Viridiplantae; Streptophyta; Magnoliopsida; Celastrales; Celastraceae
Exons: 3
Coding region: 1-1638 (545 amino acids)
Source: RefSeq, a predicted model, not a curated record
AUGGACAAGAGUUGGAUUUCCUUAAAUAGAGGAUUGCCUGAGUAUGAAGAGGGCAUUAAAAAGUUUUUAGAUCAAGUUUUUAGUCGGGCAGAAGAUAAUAAGGCUCUUUGUCUUUGCCGAAAUUGCAACAAUGGAUAUCGUCAUUUAAGGGCGACUAUAGAAUUUCAUUUAUUCAAAUGGGGUUUUGAAACUACUUAUAGACGUUGGGUAUAUCAUGGAGAGGAAUCUUCAGAUGAAUCGGAAGAUGAAGUUAUGCAUGAAAGGCACGUUGAUGCUAAUACGUACCAGAUGAUAUAUGAUUACCAUCGAGCAGAGACAUGGGUAAUGGGUGUCGAUGAAGUAUUGGGUGAACAAGUUCCAGAAAGUCCGAAUGAAAAUGCCAAAAAAUUAUAUGGAUUACUCAAAGAUGUCGAGGAAGAGCUUUACCCAGGUUGUGAAAAAUACUCAAAGUUGUCAUUCAUAGUUGAGUUGUUUCAAAUGAAGUGUUUGCAUGGGUUAAGUAAUGCAGCAUUUGACACGCUGUUCAAGAUUUUGAAAAAAGCUUUGCCUCCAAACAACAAAUCACCGGAAUCUAUUUGUCCAAUUUGCGGAGAGUCGAGGUGGAAUCAGGGCGGAGAGAUAAGAAGCCAGAGAAACAAAAUUGCAAGAAAGGUUUUACGUUAUUUCCCUUUAACACCAGGACUACAAAGACUGUUUAUGUCGUCACAAAUAGCUGCUGCUAUGCGUUGGCAUAAAGAAGACCAUGUUGAGGAUGGGGUCCUAAGACAUCCAGCUGACUCUAUAGCAUGGAAAUCCUUUAAUGAGAAACACCUAAGUUUUGCCAUGGAGUCUCGUAAUGCAAGGCUUGGACUAGCAACGGAUGGGUUUAAUCCAUUUGGUAACAUGAGUACAUCAUAUAGCACUUGGCCAGUUGUACUAAUUCUAUAUAAUUUGCCUCCGUGGUUGUGUAUGAAACAAUCUUACUUUAUGAUAUCAUCAGUUGUCCCAGGACCCAAAAGUCUAGCAUAUGGGUCGAUAUCUGGGUGGAGUACCAAAGGGAGAUUAGCUUGUUCUUCAUGUAACAUUGAUACAAGUUCUUUUAGAUUGAAAUAUGGCCAAAAGCAAUGUUAUAUGGACUAUCGUCGAUUCUUGCCAGUUGGGCAUCCGUGGAGACGUCGUAAGUCGGUCAUUGGUAACAAUCAUGAAGUUAGACUUCCUCCUAAGCCUCCCUCAGGUGAUUAUGUACUUGAUCAGUAUGCCAAUUUUGAGCAAAUUAUAUUCCGAAAUGCUAAUCGAAAAAGAAAGCGUGGUGAUACAAAGGGGGAUAAUUGGAAAAAGAAGAGCAUUUUAUUUGAACUUCCGUACUGGAGAACCCAAUUGGUACGACAUAACCUAGAUGUGAUGCACAUUGAAAAAAAUAUAUGUGAUGGUAUAUUGGGUACACUUAUGGGCCUUGAGGGUAAGUCAAAGGAUAUGAUAAAAACUCGUUUAGAUCUUGAAGAAUUAGGCAUAAUGCAGGAACUCCAUCCAUUCCAGUCAGGUGAUAAAUAUACUUUACCACGUGCACGCUACACAUUGUCAAUGGAAGAAAAGAGAGUUCUAUGUAAAAUUUUGAAAGAUGUCAAGUCCCCUGAUGGUUAUGCUUCAAAUGUCUCUUGA